GUUCUCAGUUCCAAUGUUGAUUGGUAAGGAUACGCCUACAGCUAAAACAUUUUCUGCUGAUACACCCCUUUUGCAGUGCUCAGUUUAUGUGGAAUCCACAACGCACACGGGCCAGGUCUCAGAGGGCACAGUCCGGCUCAGGAAACCUGCAGACUUCUGCCUCCUUCUCAGCAACCAUGAGUGAGUGUGCUGAGGAGCAUCCGCUGAAGGACAGGCUGCAGAAGCUGAGAUGUCACUUCACAUGGGGGCUGCUCAUCGAAGACACUGGGUUGCCUGACCUAGAAGACAGAAUCCUGGAAGAGAUUCAAUUUCUAGACACUGAAAACAAGUGCUGGUUUGGGACAUUUUCUGCCAUCCGCUGAAGCCAAGAGUCCACACUGAGGCUAAGAUGUCCCCACGAGACACUAUGGUGUCCUGUAUCAUCCUCGGCUCAGCAGGGAACCGAGCUCACAGAGUGCUCAGUUUAUGUGGAAUCCACAACGCACACGGGCCAGGUCUCAGAGGGCACAGUCCGGCUCAGGAAACCUGCAGACUUCUGCCUCCUUCUCAGCAACCAUGAGUGAGCGUGCUGAGGAGCAUCCGCUGAAGGACAGGCUGCAGAAGCUGAGAUGUCACUUCACAUGGGGGCUGCUCAUCGAAGACACUGGGUUGCCUGACCUAGAAGACAGAAUCCUGGAAGAGAUUCAAUUUCUAGACACUGAACACAAGGUAGGAAUAUACAACCUGCUGGCCUAUGUGAAACACCUGCAAGGCAAGCAUGAGGAUGCCCUGGAGAACCUGAAAGAAGCAGAAGAGGUGGUUCAGGGAGACCAGGCUGACCACUCAGAUGUGAGGAGUCUGGUGACCUGGAGCAACUAUGCCUGGGUGUACUACCACAUGGGCAGGCUGGCAGAUGCACAGACGUACCUGGACAAGGUGGAGAAUAUGUGCCAGAAAUCUGCAAACCCCUCCCUCUAUAGAAUGGAGUGCCCUGAGAUGGACUGUGAGGAAGGCUGGGCUUUACUGAAGUGUGGAAGAAAGAACUAUGAGCGGGCCAAGGCCUGCUUUGAGAAGGCUCUGGAAGCAGACCCUGAGAACCCUGAAUUCAACACAGGGUAUGCAAUCACUGUCUAUCGCCUGGAUUACUCUAGCAGAACACCCAAUGAUAAUAGAAAGGUGUGUUCUCUGCAGCCCCUAAGGAAGGCCGUCAGGCUCAAUCCACAAGAUGCAUACCUUAAAGCUUUGCUUGCUCUGAAGCUGCAGGAUGUAGGAGAGGAGGCCGAAGGAAGAGAGUGCUUGGAGGAAGCUCUGGCCCAACAGUCCUCCCAGACCUACGUCUUUCGAUACGCAGCCAUGUUUUUCCGCAGACAAGGCCAUAUAGAUAAAGAUCUGAAGUACUUGAAAAUGGCCUUGGAGGCAACGCCCACAUCGGCCUUCCUGCAUCACCAGCUGGGACUUUGCUACCGGGCACAAAUGAGGAAAGUUAGAAGGCAAGAUAGAGAAAAUGUGGACAGACUGAUACAAUUGGCUAUAGGUGAGUUUCAAGAAACUUUGAAAUUAAAGCCCACAUUUGAAUUGGCUCAUGUGAACCUAGCAGAAAUGUAUGUGGAAAAAGAGCAGUACAGGGAGGCUGAGGAACAUUUUCAGGAAACAUUACGCAUCAAGGACAUUGACGAUCACAUCCAGCAAGAAAUUCAUUACCGCUUUGGCCAAUUCUAUGAGCUUCGUGGACGUUCUGAAGAAGACAAAGCCAUCACUCAGUAUCUAAAAGGUCUAAAAAUAGAAAAAGUGUCCCAUGCCAGGGAAAAACUGCUCAAGGCUUUAGAGAUUUUGGCAGAAAGACGUGUGAACCAGAAUGUCCGAGAUGUGGAAAGUACUGCCCUCCUUGGGCUCAUCCACAAAUUGAGAGGGGAAGUGAGCGAAGCCCUGCUGUGUUAUGAGAAGGCUCUAAGGCUGGCUGCUGACCUCAACUCCAUGUUCUGAAAUGGAGAUCGCCGUUAUCCAAGUAAGGUACUCAAAACGAAAUAUAACAUCAUCUUUCCCCAAGCACUAACUUGAAAAGAGUAACUAGGAGGGGCGUUUGCUAUAGCACUUUAAAUGGCCCUUAGGAUGCCUGCAUGCUAUAUCAGGUCUGUGUUUGAAUCCCAGCUCCACGCCUGAUACCAGCUUCUUGCUAAGCACAGCCUGAGAGCCAGAGCUGAUACUGCAAGUACUUGCAUCUCCGCCGCCUGAAUUUAAUUCCUUGCUUCUGGCUUCAGCCUGGCCCAGUCCUGGCUGUUGCAGGCAUUUGUGGCAUGAAGCAGUGGAGAUAAUUCUCUCUCUCUCUCCCUCUCUCCUCUACUUCUACCUCACCCUCUCCUUCUCCCUCCUAAGUAAUGCUUUUAAAAAAAAUGUGUACUUCCUGCAGAGAUUGCUCUUUACAGCAUCCAUGCACUUCUUGUUGACAAAACAAACAAACAAACAAAAAAACUCUAAUGCUAAUUGGGGCACCAAUCAUCUGUAGGGCCAAUGAGAACAUGCUCUGCCUGAUUCUGCCCUUGGAAUGAAGAGCUUCCACCCUCACAUUAGCUGAUAACCCACACAGAGAAGACUUAAAGAAGCAAUGUUUCUUUUUCACGUGACCUGGAACAUUGAUCUGCAACAGGGUCAGUGCAAAGGGUAAAACCAUUGAGCAAAGGUUAAAGGUACAGACAAGGAGAGGAUUCUGGAGUCUGCUACAGCACCUUAGCCUAGAGUUCCACUUCCCAAGGACCCACUGAAGCUACCACCUGCGGAUCAGUGAGUCAGUCAAGCCAAUAACAUUACCCUUUGUCAGUUCAGCUACUGGCAGUCACAAGGGUUCUUCAUGAUCCAAAUAUGUUCCUGAGCAUUUACUCACAUCUCUGUUUCUCCAGUUUAAUGAGGGAAACAUGUAAUGGAAAACCUUCUGGAUGUGUAAGCUGAAGACGAUAUUCACAACUGGAUGCAUGUUUCCAGUGCUGCUGGGUGGUGUGAGAUAGAAUCUGUUUUGUACCUACACAAAAAUAUUCAGCAAAAUUUCCUAAGAUCACAAAUUUCUUGAGUGAUUCCUUUGUCAAUGAGAUUUUAAAAAAAAAAAAGAUGUGUACUCUAUGUUUUUGUGGAAAUAGCAAAAUCAAAAUCAUCAACAUACGCAGUGCUAGAAGGCCUGAAACAGAGCAAUCCUUGGGAUUAUAAAGCAUGGCUAGAAUUUUAAAACAUACUUGGAAAGUAAUUAUUUCUACAGGCCUUGGAAGAUUGACUCUUGUCACCUUGAUCCCUGAGAGCUGGAAUUGACCAAUGGUGGGGAACAGAGUAGGGACAGAGUGCAUCAUUCAGACCAUCCCUGGGGAACAUACAAGAACCACUCCGUUCAAUUCUGUUGAUACUAAAGGAAAAGAGUUAAUAAAUUUGAUCAGAGAGAAAUACUAAGGUAAUAAUAUUCCUUUUUCCUGGGAAAAAUGUGUGAUUUGGCUUUACCUGCCUCUCCUUGAAUACCUUCUAUAUCCCUAUAGAAGAGCCCACUGUGGAGAAAUAUUUGCCACCGUUCAUGGUAGAAAUGAGAAAUUUGAAGACACAUCUCUUCUGCUUGGAAAACACACAACAUUCUUCCAGUCCUCACACCCCACAGCUCUAAGCUUUCAAUUUGGCUCAGUACUGUAACUGUUGCUAAAAUGAAAGCUAUUGCUAUUUAGCUAGAGAUCAGCCUUGGCAAAAACAAUUAUUGGAAGAUUCAUAAAACUCCUGACUGAAUUCAGGACAAAUAUUAGAAAGUCACUGACAUAAGUGGUAAAUUGUCAGAAAGUUUGGGUUCAUUGCAACAAAAAAUUCAUUAAUAUUAAAACAUUUCUAGUACUUCAGGUACUAGAAUCAAAAUAUGCUUUUCUCCUAUCAGAUCUACUUCAUAGAGUGUGUGACCUUCUGUGACGAUGUGUGUGUGUGUGUGUGCAUGUGUCUCCAUGUGUGAGUCUAUAUCUGUGAGUGAGUGUAAAGUAAGUUCUAAACAAGUAAUUUUAACAACAUCAACUCCCUUCACCCUGGAAACUCAAGGACUGAAGUCACCCAAACUGGCUGGUGAAUGUACUUAUCCUUUCGGUACCAAAUGGACCACAAAGGAACAGAGGGAAAGCAGAAGGUACAUAAAAAUACGUAUUUAUCUAUUCAGUUUAAAAUGACAACAAUGGAAAGAUAAAUGAAAAAUUCUAAUGCUAGCUUCUGGGAAAUGAUGGGGCAAAGGGAGGGAAAGCCACAGAAGCUGGAACCUCCUUAUUGGUAUUUGGCACCAUGUAAGUAUUUUACCUAACUCUAAAGCCAAACAUGACACCAUAUGCAUCCUAUAAAGUGUUGGCCAUUUUAUGUAAUGAUUAAAAAAAAUUAAUUGGAGGCAGUGCAGUGGCAUAGCGGGUAAGGCCACCACCUGCAGUGCCAGCAUCCCAUAUAGGCGCCAGUUCGGGUCCUGGCUGCUCCACUUCCAAUCCGGCUCUCUGCCAUGGCCUGGGAAAGUAGUAGAGGAUGGCACAAGUCCUUGGACCCCUGCACCCGUGUGGCAGACCCGGAGGAGGUUCCUGGCUCCUAGCUUCAGACCAGUACAGUUCCGGCCAUUGCGGGCAAUUGGGGAGUGAACCAGUGGAUGGAAGACCUCUCUCUCU
This is a messenger RNA of Oryctolagus cuniculus (rabbit), 4625 nucleotides long. The record is from RefSeq and is a predicted model, not a curated record. Lineage: Eukaryota; Metazoa; Chordata; Mammalia; Lagomorpha; Leporidae.